AUGAGAACCACUAAAGUACACACAUUCACACAUUAGAGAUAUGGAGGAGUUCAAGUCUUCAAACAAGAAUCACAAGGAUGAUGAUGGUGUUGUUCUUCCAGGUUUUAGGUUUCACCCAACUGAUGAAGAGCUUGUUGGAUUUUAUCUUCGACGAAAAGUAGAAAGAACCCUCCGGAUAGAACUCAUAAGUCAGGUUGAUAUCUACAAAUGCGAUCCAUGGGACUUACCUCUGCCCAAGGUUGGCGUUGUCGGAACAAGGAAUUUUUUUUUCUGCAUGAGAGGAAGAAAGUAUAGAAACAGUGUAAGACCAAAUAGAGUUACUGGAUCUUUCUGGAAGGCGACUGGAAUUGACAAACCCAUAUAUUCUAGUGGGGAAACAACUCAAUGCAUCGGCCUCAAGAAAUCCUUAGUCUAUUAUAGAGGAAGUGCUGGAAAAGGAACUAAAACUGAUUGGAUGAUGCACGAGUUCCGGCUCCCACCGGUUGGACUCAUUCAACUUCAACCCAACCUAAUCCAAGGAAUAAUAUUGCUCAGGAAACUGAUGAUUGGACGCUUUGCCGAAUCUUCAAAAGGAAUGCAUCGUCCAAAAGGUAUAAACCAGACUUGAAACAUGCCUGCAUUAAAGGAGGCUCUGGGGCUGCAAGUUCAAAGCCAUGCAGCUUACAAUCUCAAAACAGUUGUCAUCCCUACACAACCCUUGAAGAUGUUGGUUUUCAACAAAGGACAAAUGCAGCUGCAGGAAUAGAUGUUAAUCACAGCAACCAGUUUUUGGCAGCGCAGGAGCAGAUUUUAUUGGUAGCUCAAACCUCCUACUCGUCAUCCAGCUCCAACUUUUGGAAUUUAAAUGGUGAUGAAUUCUUCAGAGACGGACGAUGGAUGAACUGAGCCCUGUUGUUGACUCAGCUGCUGAUAUGAGUAACCCUCUGCUCAUUAUAGGUAAAAGUUAUGAUCUGCAGUCUGAAUUGCCGAACUUUUUAAGACUAAUUCCACUUUGCACUCCAAACUUGUACCAGUUUUUCACUUUACAUCCUAAAUUUCAAUUUUGAAUACUUUGCAGGUUAAACUCUCAAUUUUAGACAAUUUACACCUUAAACUUUUAAAUUUGUCUCAUUUAAGUCCAAUCAAUAACAGCAUUAUCAAAAUUAAUAAGAUAAAUGGUGGUGCGAAUUAAUGACAAAGUAAUAUGUUGUUCUACUGAUUGUGAUACUUUGACUCCUUUGACAGUUCUUAGUACAUUAUUACUGAUAUAUAUGGUCCGAAUAACUAAUAUCAUUAGCAAAAUUAAUAAGAUAAAAGAUGGUAUAAAUUAAUGACAACGUAUCCUUUUUAUUCUAACUACUAUACCUUGACUCCCUUUCACUACUUUUAGCAAAAUUAUCAUUGAUUACCGGGGUUCUCUAUGUGUUAGUUUUCAGUAAUGCUGUUAUUGGUUGGACUUAAAUGUGACAACUUGAGAAAUUACAGUGUAAAGUGUCCAAAAUUGAAGUUUAAGAUACAAAGUGAAUAAUACAAAUUUAGACAUGCAAAGUGGAAUUAAUUAGUCCAGCUUUUUACUAGGGUAGUCUGGACAAUGAUGUCGCCAGUGAUUAAGAUAUGAAAGGUUCAAUAUAUUGUAAAGCUAGCUAGAUAAAUAUUCUGGCAGUAUUUGGAGAUUAUGUUGCAUCAGUUGAUAUUUGAAUCGGAUUGGGUUUCAGGGUAGUCUGUACAAUGAUGUCGCUAGUGAUUAAGAUAUGAAAGGUUCAAUCUAUUGUAAAGCUAGCCAGUUAAAUAUUCUGGUUGUAUUUGGAGAUUAUGUUGCAUCAGUUGAUAUUUGAAUCGGAUUGGGUUUCAGAAUCA
Coffea arabica (coffee) is the source of this 1836-nucleotide messenger RNA. RefSeq names its product transcription factor JUNGBRUNNEN 1-like. NCBI's taxonomy places the organism in Eukaryota, Viridiplantae, Streptophyta, Magnoliopsida, Gentianales, Rubiaceae. The record is from RefSeq and is a predicted model, not a curated record. Gene Ontology annotation, molecular function: DNA binding. Gene Ontology annotation, biological process: regulation of DNA-templated transcription.